Molecule: messenger RNA, 2397 nt
Organism: Rotaria socialis
Lineage: Eukaryota; Metazoa; Rotifera; Eurotatoria; Philodinida; Philodinidae
Source: the annotation of a GenBank genome assembly
AUGCCAAUUAAUCCAUACAUGCGUCGAGGACGAAUUUAUCCAAGUAAUUCAGUUUCCUAUUUUCGUACAUGUUGGACAUACAAGUCUUGGGGUACUUUGAUCGGUGUUCUUGCUUCAAUAAUAGUUUUAGCCGGUUUUCAUAUUGGAUGGGAUAUUCCUAUAAUUGUUAAAAAUGGUCUUAUCUUUUAUCCAAUUUUAUUUGGUGUUGUAUUUUUUUAUACGAUGACAAAUUAUCUGUUCGCAGCACUUUAUGAUCCCGGCGUUGUACCAAGGCCAAAUGCAGAUGAAACUCUUCAUACAGAAAAAGAAAAUAAUAUUCAGACCGAUUUAACUGGAAAUUAUUUUCCAUCGAGACCACCAUCAACGACGAUACUUGUACGAAAUAAUCCGCAUACAUCUCCUUAUUGUUAUACCUGUCGAACCUAUCGUUUGCCGCGUGUCGUUCAUUGCUCCGUUUGUAAUGUUUGUGUGGAAAACUUCGAUCAUCAUUGUCCAUGGAUUAACAAUUGUGUUGGCUUAUUAAAUUAUCGUUAUUUUUCAAAUUUUGUUCUUUUCUGUUCGAUUCUUUGUUUUGUUGGAUUUGUUGGCUGUGUUUUAGCUGCUUUUUAUCGAUGGGACAUCUACAAAUACCAAGGUGGCUUAUUUUUUGCAUACAAUAUUCCUAAUUUUCUAACUGGUCUUAUUGCAAUUCUUUUUGGAUUUACGCUCUUUCCAUUCUGGUACUAUCAUUGUGGAUUAGCCAUGAAUGGAGUAACAACAAAACAAGCCAUGAAACAUGAAGAUGGUCUAGAAGAUAAAGAAGCUAAUUGUGGUUUACGAUUUCAGAACUUAACUCGAGCAUGGUGCGGGCCGAUACGACCACCAGUUAAUUGGAAUGAACUGUACGAGAAUGAUCAUUAUAUAAAACAAGUAGAAAUUUAUAAAAGAAUUCGUCCAACGUUAUUAAGCAAUACACUUACAGUACCAAAAAAAAGCAUUCGAGAUCAUAUUGCGAGUUUAGCUGCUAACGAUUAUUUUGGUAUAGCUCAGCAAGUUGAAGGUUUCUGUCGCACAAAUACAAGGUCAAAUCGACAAUCAUCGAUAAUUGAUGUCGAUGUUAUCCAUCAUCUUUCGAUGCAUGAAAUUAAAGUAACUCGUAUCGGCAAUGAUCAACUUUCGAUUCGUUAUCUAUUAAUUGAAGCUGUUCAUCCAACAAAUAUUUCAACAUUUUGGAAUACAAUAUGGCUUCGUAAUGUAUUAUCUAUUGUAAUGCUUUAUGGUACAGACGAAAAUAAUUCCUAUUGUCAAUAUUGGCCAGAUGAAACGAAUCCAUCGAUGACCAUAGAUAAUUGUUAUCAAGUAGAUUUCAUUGGUAUUAUUAAACGAAUAGAUAUAAUUGGCGAAACUCAAACUCGUAUUGUUGAACAUUUUCAAAUUAAAAAUUGGACAGAAACAAACUUUUCAAUGGAUCCCGUUGCUCUUCUCACUCUACAAUAUAGCAUUGAUAAAAAAGAGAAAGACGCAAGACCACGUGCAACUGAUGCAGGUAUUAUUGCUAUACAUACUUGUGAAAUUAAUACAAGAGCAUUUGAAUAUAUGACUAUUGAUAUAAAUCGAUAUUUAUUAAAUAAACAUGGUUAUAUAAACAUACUGAAUACAAUUACUCAACUUAAUGAACAAUUACCGAUAUGUUUAGUGAAUGAUCAUGUGUUAAUUACGGUUUAUACCGUGAUACUUCAUCUUUCAGCAUGGACGUAUCCAUCGGAUAUGACAUCAAUGCUUAGCAAUUUUACUAGAAACAGUUUGAAAAUUCUCAAUACCAUACUUCCACCGAAUGUGAAAAAUCCUUAUCAACCAGUUGCUAUUGAUUACAAUGUUGUUUAUUUUUUUGAUAGUUAUAUACAUUCAAAAGCAUUUUUAUUGACAAUUGGUCGUAAUCAAAACAAUCUAUUCAAAACAAUAUCAGCAUUUCAAAUACAACAUUGUUUUCUAUUUCAACAAAGUAGCCAUUUAGAUACUGGUCUCAUCGAGAGAGAAAAUUUAAAACUUGAUGAGAAUUACCAAUCAGUUGAUUUUCGACGUUAUCAAAACGAUCAAUGUAAAACGUUCAUCUAUCAACCGAUUAAGUCCAUUGAGGAUGUUGUAUUACAUAGAUUGUCUCGAUCGCUUGUAGAUCUUGAUCAAAAUGAUGAGACACCGGUUUUAAUAUGCAUUGAUAAUAUUCGAACAGGUGCUAUUAUAUAUCUUGUUGCAAAUUUAAUGGAACAAUUCAUUAUUGAUAGGAGAGUUGAUAUAUUUCACCAGGCAAGAAAAGUUGCUUAUUCGUGUCCUUCAUUUCUAGUAGAAAAUGAUUUUCGAUUUAUGUAUGAAUGUAUUCGGUUGUGGAUAAUGGAGGACGUAAAAAAAGAAUUAAAUUAA